CACCAAAGAUGCUGUUUUGUCUCGCCGGGAUGUUUUGAUGGAUGUAAGAGACAAACUUCUUUUUGAACCAGAAUAUGCUGGAAAUUUCAAAGAGAAGCAGCCACCUAAAUCUUCUCUCAAGAUUCCUUGGACUUGGUUUGCCUGGUGCUUUAUGCCUUCUUCAGGAGGUAGGCAUUGCCAGGCACUUAGAUGUUGAUUCUUUCCAACCUGCUUUACAUAAUGUAGCAAGUGUGAUGUUGACUUUGCUAAAUAUUAGCAGUAUUAUUUUCUAUUUCAUCUGAUGGAUCUAUUGUUUACUGGCCCUACAUAUCUGCAAAUGGAGAAUACAGAAUGGAAUGAUCUUUCGUAGAAUCUAUAUUUUGAUGCAAUUCUGUUGGAAUAAUUUAGGUAGGCCAAGAGAAGCUUGUGCUAGAAAUUGGGCGAAGAGCUCUACAGCAUCCUGAGGCAAAGCCAUUUGUUCACGAUUUCCUUCUAUCUAUAGCCUUAUCCGAGUUAAGAGACAAAAGCAGCAAUUUUUACCUGGCACUUUUGCUAUGUUUCACCUUCUUAUUAUAGGUGCUUUCUUGAAGUGUGCAAUUGCCAAAGUUGGAUUUGAGAAGAACAAUAUAUCUCAAGGAUUUGAAGCUCUUGCCCGUGCUCAGUGUCUUUUGAGGAGCAAGAUAUCUCUUGGGAAGAUGAUGUUGUUGGCUCAGAUAGAAGAAUCAUUGGAGGAGCUUGCUCCUGCUUGCACAUUGGAUCUUCUGGGCAUGUCCCAUACACCUGAAAAUGCAGAGCGAAGCAUUGGAGCAAUUGCAGCUUUACAUGAACUGUUGAGACAAGGCCUGGAUGUUGAAACUUCAUGCCAAGUUCAAGACUGGGCUUGUUUUCUGCAUCAAGCACUCAAAAAGCUAUUGGCUACAGAAAUAGUGAAACUUGUUCCAUGGGAUAGCUUAGCUAUCACCAGAAAGAACAGAAAGUCACUUGAGGCACAGAAUCAAAGGAUUGUCAUUGAUUUCAGUAGCUUCUAUGUAGUUUUGUUAGCACAUAGUGCCCUUGGAGUUUCGAGCAAACAAAUAGACGUGCAUCUGAAGGCAUAGACUUGAAAUUUGAGGAGGCCUUUUGUGCUUUCCUUCUUGGGCAGGGUGAUGAAGCUACAGCUGUUGAAAAGCUAAGACAGCUUGAGCUGAAUUCUUCUCCUAGUUCUCAGAAAGCACUGCAAGUGAAAGAAACUAAAGAAGUUUCAAGUGCUAACAAACCACUGGAAACAUGGUUGAAAGAUGCUGCUCUUGGCAUGUUUCCAAAUACCCGAGAUUGUAACCUGAUGAAUCGGCGAAUUUUCGAUGAUGAUGAAUGCUCGUAAAAAUAAAUUACGACACAGAGAAUUUUACGUGGUUCGAUUUACUGAGGUAAAUCUACGUCCACGGGGAGA
Messenger RNA from Salvia splendens (bonfire salvia), 1408 nucleotides. Its product is annotated as plastid division protein CDP1, chloroplastic. NCBI's taxonomy places the organism in Eukaryota, Viridiplantae, Streptophyta, Magnoliopsida, Lamiales, Lamiaceae. Gene Ontology annotation, cellular component: chloroplast inner membrane. The transcript has 6 exons. Bases 534 to 1076 code for a protein of 180 amino acids. Gene Ontology annotation, biological process: chloroplast fission. The record is from RefSeq and is a predicted model, not a curated record.